AUGACCAACCCGACAUGGCAAGACAAGUGUGCUGCCAAACAGGCCGAGGCAGCUGCCAAAAUCCCCGUUGAAUGGCGACUCUCCGCAGAGAUUAUCCAAAAAGUCAAUAACAACAAGCUGAAAAUUCUUGAUGCUCCCGUAAAGUGCGGCAUCCUUACUCAAGAAGAGCUUGCGAUAACUGAGAUUGCCGAUGCAACCAUCCUACGAGAUAAGCUCGCCGCACGACAGCUCAGUGCCAUCAAUGUGGCCACUGCCUUCUGUAAGCGUGCCGCCAUUGCGCAACAGGUGACCUCCUGCUUGACGGAGACUAUGUUCUCACAGGCUCUCAUCAGAGCGAAAGAGCUGGACGAGCAUAUGGAGACAACCGGAAAGCCUAUCGGACCGCUUCACGGUGUUCCGAUUAGUCUAAAGGAGACAUUCAACAUCAAGGGUGUGCACACUUGUAUUGGGUUUACUUCUUUUCUGGAUCGAGAGCCCGUCACCCAUAACUCUGUUUUGGUGGAUAUCCUUCUGGAAGCAGGCGCGGUGCUUUACGUGAAGACCAACGUUCCUCAAACAAUGAUGACAGCAGAUUCACACAACAAUGUUUUUGGGCGAGUCAAGAACCCAUAUCGAAGUACCCUCACAGCUGGUGGCAGCAGUGGGGGCGAAGGAGCCCUGGUGGCCAUGCGUGGUUCCAUCCUGGGAAUUGGUACUGAUAUUGCUGGAUCGGUUCGAAUUCCAGCAUUGUGCUGUGGUACCGUCGGCUUCAAGCCCAGCGUUGGCCGCGUACCGUAUGCUGGACAAACGAGCUCUGGCAGACCAGGAAUGUCUGGAAUCGCCCCAAGCGCGGGACCACUGUGCCACUCUAUGCGUGACGCAGAGAUGCUUCUCAGACUGGUCUUCAAUGCAGCGUCUGAUGAUAACGACGACAUGGCUCUAGCCUUUCCUUGGAUGGAGCCCACCCAGGCAGCUCCCAAGCAGCUCAUAAUCGGAGUCAUGCCGGAAGAUCCCAAAACCCCAUUGCACCCCAACAUGCAGCGCACUCUUCGGGACGCCAUUGAGAAGCUUGAAAAUGCGGGUCACCACAUUGUAGAUCUAUCCAAGCAAAUGGAUUUCUUGGGAGCUGCAGCGGACCUGGCAUUCAAGUUCUUCCGCAUUGACCCAGAUCAGACAGCGUUGCAGAAUAUCCGCAAGUCUGGCGAGCCGGCGAUCCCAUCUCUUCGAUUCACAUAUCACGUCGACGGGACACCAGAAGAGCCUACUCUGCGAGAACUGUUUGAUUUGAACGUUGGACGGGCAGAGAUCAUGGCUAAGAUGCGCCAAGUGUUCCUCGACAAUCACCUACAUUUGAUCAUCGGACCUGGAUAUCAAAGCACAGCCGUUCCUCACGACACCUUCGGUGUUCCCGUUUACACGGUUAUUGCUAACUUGGUCGAUUAUCCCGCAUGCGUUAUUCCAUGUGGAUCCUCCCAGGAAACCGCUGAUGCCGAUUUCGUGCGCGACGUGACCUAUUAUCCUCCCUAUCUCCCCAAGGAAGUCGAAAAUGCCCCUUGCCAUGUACAGCUUAUCGGUCGUCGCCAGAAGGAUGAGGUGCUGCUCCAGCAUGCGCUGAUUGUGGAGGAGGUUUUGGCCAAGUGA
This is a messenger RNA of Penicillium salamii, 1620 nucleotides long. The record is from the annotation of a GenBank genome assembly. Lineage: Eukaryota; Fungi; Ascomycota; Eurotiomycetes; Eurotiales; Aspergillaceae.